AUGGACUCUUUCAACCGCGAUCUGUCAUACACCUCGCUGCCCGAGCUUGUCGUCAACGACACAGGCACAAACAACGCCGAUCGUCCUGCGAAGUGUUGUUCCCCUGCCAUAGAGCCCUCAAUGCUUUCUCCCAACAGCGCCCUGCUCCCCAAACCAACGAUGGCUGCCGAUGGUACAACAGAUCACCCCCCUAGUGGUCAAUCCACGCCGACCAACCCGUUCAACUUUCAGACCCAGGUGAUCUCCACCUCGCCCGUCAAAUCGAACAUUGGUCAACGGCGAGGACACAGAUACAAACACAGCAGUGUUUCGACGCAACAUCAAAUAUUUCAGGAGCCCCCUCAAAGGCCGCCACCUGUUCUCCCAGCAUCUCUACCAAUCCCUACACUGAAAGAGGCAUGGAAGAGUAUGAAUAAAGAUCAAAGAAUGCGCCUUUACUGGAGCCUGUCGCAUCUUGCUAUUGCUGUCUUCAUCUUCUUCAGAUCUGAGGGCUCGCUUUCCGCAACGGCGCUGUCGCACCUCGUCUUCUUUGACGCUGGAAGUGCAGCCGUUUGUGUGGCUGUUGAUGUUCUCGGAAAUUUCGAGGUGUGGAGGCGCAGCAGUAUUCGUCAUCCGUUCGGCCUAGAAAGAGCCGAAGUUCUGGCUGGGUUUGCUAUGUCUAUAUUCCUUCUCUUUGGCGGGUUUGAUCUCGUUUCGCACAAUCUCAAGCAUCUUCUUGAAUCCAUGGGCCACCACGAGCCGCACCAUGAACAUUCUCAUGAAGGAAUCCCUGCAGGUUCUGUUGACCUUGCCUCUGCAGCUGCUAUUCUUAGCACGCUGGCAUCCGCAUAUGGUCUCAAAAACCACGCUCGUAUUGCCAAGGUCAUGAGAGUCUCUUACCUCGCGUCGUUUCCGAGUAUUCUAUCCAACCCUUUCCACUUUUUGACACUUUUGUUUUCUACCUUGGUUGCAUUGCUGCCUCUCUUUUCGAUUGAACUCUAUACUUGGUUGGACAGAUUGAUCUGCGCCAUCAUUUCGUUAGCCAUGUUCGGGCUUGGGAUGCGUGUCGCUGUUGCACAAGGCCUCAUGUUGCUCAUGUCAUAUGGUGGCAGCGAUGGCGAUGCUGGAGUGUCUUCAGUCAUCCACGACAUUGAAUCCGAGUCAAGUAUAACCAGCGUUGACGAAGCCCAAUUUUGGCAAGUUCACUACGGACUCUGCAUGGCCAACUUGAAAAUCAGCGUCGAGAAGGGCAACGAUGAGGUGGCCCUCAGCAGAUUGCGCAGCAGGAUAACCUCGUUAAUACAAAAUCGCCUCGGAGAAGGAUAUGGCACAGGUGGCAACGUCAGAUGGGAGGUAUCGUUGCAACUCAACACAAAUGGCAGCUCGUAA
Akanthomyces muscarius is the source of this 1368-nucleotide messenger RNA. RefSeq lists its product as uncharacterized. The transcript is spliced from 2 exons. Bases 1 to 1368 code for a protein of 455 amino acids. Gene Ontology annotation, biological process: zinc ion transport; transmembrane transport; intracellular zinc ion homeostasis. Gene Ontology annotation, molecular function: zinc ion transmembrane transporter activity. NCBI's taxonomy places the organism in Eukaryota, Fungi, Ascomycota, Sordariomycetes, Hypocreales, Cordycipitaceae. The record is from RefSeq and is a predicted model, not a curated record. Gene Ontology annotation, cellular component: Golgi apparatus; membrane.